AUAGUUUCUUGUUACCUUGGUGAAUCAAAGCGAAUGGUGAUUGCCCAAUCCAAUCGUGCGGCAGUGUAACGGGGGGUGGAGUGCUGCAUGCUGUUGGCUAGCCUUUUCCAUUUAAUCGCUGGACUUGCAUUGCUCCUAUUUACCGUGCAUUACAUCUAUUACGUUGUGACGGCGCUUCAACGGUCCACCAGCAACAAUAUGCAGUCCGAGGAUGCAAAGUACAUCAAAAAGCGCUGGAAGGGGGGUACCAUCGAGCCGCACCCGACGGAAAAGGCGCUGAUCGUAAAUUAUAAACUGGAGGCUGCCGUGUUUGGUGAACCCGGAGACCCGAUGCUAGAGGACAAGAAGGAUUGUCAACGCAUCAUUCGGCUGAAAUCACUGAACUCCAAGACGGACCCAGCCGUGCUGGCGCGCGAAGUGGUGGAUAAGUGCGACCUCAUCCAUCGCUCGCAGCUGUCUGAUAUCGAGCAGAUCAUCUACUACCUGAAGAACCGAAAGAACGUCGAACAGUCCUCGGCGUCGUCUGUUGGGGUUGGAGUGGGCAGCCAGCGUUCGGUGUCGCGCGUGUCCGGCAAGGUCAGCCCGAUGAUGGAAGUGACCGAAAAGGCCUCGAUCCGAAACAUUGACGAGUAUAUUGAGCUGCUGUACGAGGAUUUGUCGGAGAAAGUGAAGGGUUCGCGGUUGAUCCUGCAGCUUGCCCGCGAUCCCGACAAUCUUGAGGAGCUGGAGAAAAAUGAGGCUGUCCUGAGUGCACUGUCUCGAGUGCUGCGUGAAGAUUGGCGCCGGUCGCUGGACCUCUCCACCAAUAUCAUCUACAUCUUUUUCUGCUUCUCCACGUACACGAGCUUCCACUCGGUGAUUGUUAACUACAAGAUCGGUUCGCUCUGCAUGGAUGUGAUCGAUUACGAGCUGCGGCGGUACGAUCAGAUGAAGCACGAUUUGGAUGCGCGCAAGAGUGGUGGCAUAGCCGCUGCCGUUGGACAGUGUGCGGGAGAGAAUGCCACAGCAGUGGCGGCGACUGAGCGGCGCGACCGCGAUAAGGAAGUGGCGACGGGCCUCCGGAGUAGCAGCGAGCAGCUGGAUACGAUCAUCGAUCAGGAGAAGCCGAAGGAUAUGGAACCGCCACGGCGACGCAUUCCGGAGCUGAAACAGCGACCAAAAUCCGGCAACUGGGGCAGCUUUCAUGCUGGCGUAGGGCUACAAGGCAAUACUGCCAUAAGCGCAUCACUCAUUAAGGCUCACUCGAUGAACAACAGCUACCACGAGGCGCUAUCGUAUGAAAGCGUUGGUAGCACCGGUGGCACUGUUGCGCCACUGAGCAACAUUAGUACCAACGCGUCAACCGAUAGUCUCAGUGGUCUGAGCGGCGGUACCGCCUCGACCCCUCAAACGCCCGGCAGCACGGACGGCGGAGCGAUGGAUCGGCCUGAUCCACGCAAGCAGAAGGACGACUACGAUAAAAUCAACAAGCAGUUCAAGCUGUUCGCCCGUAAGCAAGAGCAGCUGCUGCGCGUCGCCUUCUACCUGCUGCUCAACAUUGCCGAGAACGUGAAGCUGGAGGAGAAGAUGCGCAAGAAGCAUAUCGUGCGGAUGCUGCUGAAGGCGCUGGAGCGCCAAAACUUUGACUUGCUCGUGCUCGUUGUAACGUUCCUGAAGAAGCUGGCGAUCGUGCGGGACAAUAAGGACGAGAUGUGUGAGCUGAACAUCGUCGAGAAGCUGCCACGGCUGCUGCAAUCCCAGAAAGAUCUGGUGCAGAUGACGCUCAAGCUGCUGUUCAACCUGUCGUUCGAUGCGCGGCUGCGGGCUAAAAUGAUUCGGGUCGGCCUAUUACCAAAGCUGGUUACGUUUCUGAGUGACGACAAGCAUCACGGCAUCGUGACCAAAAUUCUAUACCACAUGAGUCUCGAUGACAAAAUCAAGUCAAUGUUUACGUACACCGACUGCGUGCCAGUCGUAGUCGACUUGCUACUGCUGAAUCUGAACCAACGUUCCGAUCCCGAUCUCAUCGCGCUCGGGAUUAAUUUAGCGCUCAAUCGACGCAACGCAGCAAUGAUGAUCGAAAAUAAUCGGCUUCACAAUCUGAUGUCCCGGGCGUUCAAGUGCCAGGACACGAUGAUCAUGAAGAUGAUACGAAACAUUUCCGUGCACGAUACGCUUCGGUUGCACUUUGUGGACUUUGUCGGCGAUUUAGCCAAAAUACUGAUCGAUUGUGGUGAUGAAGAGUUCACCGUGGAGUGUCUGGGCAUUCUUGGCAACCUGGCGCUUGCCGAUCUCGACUAUUCGCAGAUCAUCCACAACUUCAAUCUGAUACCAUUGAUCAGGAAUAUGCUAGUCCCAGGCAAAUACAAGGACGAUCUGGUGCUGGAGAUGGUGGUAUUCCUGGGAACGUGCGCCACGGACGAAUCGUGUGCUAUGCUGCUGUGUAAAGCGGACGUGAUGUUGUCACUGAUCGAGCUGCUAAAGGCGAAGCAGGAGGACGACGAGAUGGUGCUACAGAUCGUUUUCGUGUUUCAACAGGUGUUGCGCCACGAAAGUACGCGCUGCUACAUGAUCAAGGAGACGGAAUCGCCUGCCUAUCUGAUCGAUCUGAUGCAUGAUAAAAACGCUGAGAUACGGAAGGUUUGCGAUCUCUGUCUGGACAUUAUCGCAAUCACUGACAGCGAGUGGGCGUCCCGCAUCACGGUGGAAAAAUUUCGUAAUCAUAACAGCCAGUGGCUGAGCAUGGUGGACUCACAGGAAAGCGUGGAUGAUAUACAGACAUACGGGCCGAUGGAGGAUGACGAGAGUGAUCUCAAUGCGUACCUGACGUCGGACUAUCUGGAUCAGCUCUAUCACUCCGGCGCCGAGUCAAACGAUGAUGCGGAUAGCAACAAAAACCGCUCGGGCUCGGCCAUGUCCAACUACAGCCGUCCGGUGAGCCGCUAUAGUCGAAACCUGGACGAUUUGGAAACUGUCGCUUAAAUUAUGCGACCGCCUGCCGCAGGCUUGCCCAGUCGAUUUGCAAAAUACUUCGAAAUGGUAUUACCAUGGGAGCGUCUCUAUCGAGAUUGACCUAAUUCGGAAGGAUCGAAUAGAUGUGUUCCCUACGCUCCAUAAAAUUCCUUAUUUCAAGAAUGUGUCGCUUCAAGCUAGUCGCUGCUUAACAAAACCUUACAAACAGAUUGUGCGGCUGUAACGGUUUGGCUUUAAGCUUAAUUAUUACUAUGUUCUCUAUUUAAUACUUAGGUUGUCGUAUAAUUUAGUGUUAGUGGCGUAUGUACGAAUUGUGCUUGCGAAAUGCACAAACACAUGAAAAACGAUGUGCUAUAAUUCAAAAUAAAUACCCAAACUCGUUCUCAACAGCUUAUCGGAUAUUCAUAAUCGAUUGGCUCACUGUGCUCAAUAUUUCCUGAACGUAAUGUGCGACUAGCUAGAUUUGACGGAAGUAGCUGCGACAGAGACUGAUUUUUGUUUGCAAAGAAAAUACCGAUAGGGCAGCUGCUACGGGAUGCCGAGGUGAUAAUUCAUACACUUUACGCUAAGCCGUUUAUGCAUUCUCGCCGUACUCU
Molecule: messenger RNA, 3548 nt
Organism: Anopheles darlingi
Lineage: Eukaryota; Metazoa; Arthropoda; Insecta; Diptera; Culicidae
Gene: Kap3
Product: kinesin-associated protein 3
Exons: 8
Coding region: 88-2961 (957 amino acids)
Biological process (GO): microtubule-based movement; cilium organization
Cellular component (GO): ciliary transition zone; kinesin II complex; axoneme
Molecular function (GO): kinesin binding
Source: RefSeq, a predicted model, not a curated record